AUGUUGUCAAAGAGCGGCACACGUGGAGAGGCUGAUCCCAGGAUCGAGUUGAACGUCACCUUCUUGCCGGCCUUGAUUAAUCCUCCACUCUCUGUUUCCAUGAAAGCUUCCAGUUGUUUGAAAUUAGUAUGCUUUGGAUCCUCAAAGAAAGAUUCUGGACGGUCCAGAACAAUCUCAAUGAGAUCUCCUGAAGUGGACAGCUCGCUCACCUCGGAAAUCAGAUCAAACUCGUCCGUUGUUGGAUAA
Molecule: messenger RNA, 246 nt
Organism: Ogataea philodendri
Lineage: Eukaryota; Fungi; Ascomycota; Pichiomycetes; Pichiales; Pichiaceae
Exons: 1
Coding region: 1-246 (81 amino acids)
Source: RefSeq, a predicted model, not a curated record